This is a messenger RNA of Pecten maximus, 3232 nucleotides long. RefSeq lists its product as uncharacterized. The record is from RefSeq and is a predicted model, not a curated record. NCBI's taxonomy places the organism in Eukaryota, Metazoa, Mollusca, Bivalvia, Pectinida, Pectinidae. The transcript has 18 exons. Bases 352 to 2586 code for a protein of 744 amino acids.
GGCAACCCUCGCCUUGUCACUUGGUUUACGUCGUCCUCUGUCAUUAUAUACGAGCUUACAAUGCUGUGCUCGCAAACACUAGUGGGAUAUAGAUAUGAAGUACGUAGGAAUUACUGGGGAUAUCACACGUGCAAAUCAUAACAACUGAUUAGAAACAUUGACUGCCUUAAGGUUAGGAUCGAAUAACUACUGUUACAAAAUUGGUUACCCUCAUGCAGUGGUAGUGGAAAAUACGACGUUCAUUGAAAUGGAUUUUUGUCGCUGAAAAUAUUAUAUUCGUCACUGUAAUUUGUGUUCGUUAUGAAUAGUUUUAGAUGUGUUGUGUUUGGAGUACGAGUGAAAUAAGAUGAUAUGGAUGAAAAACAGAAAGUAUCAACAAUCACAGAGGAACUGCCUCAUAUUAUAGAAGGGACAGAUAUUCCACAGGUACAAAAUGUACUCGUGGACAAUGAAGAAAUCACCGAAAUUGCUAAUGAUGAAAAACAGACUGAUGAUAUCAUUGUGAACUCAAUACAAAUUCCCCAUUUACAAGACCCAGAAAAACAAAAGGAUGUACUUGAAAAGGAAAACGAGGAAACUCCUGAAUUUGUCGUGCGUCUUGGUACAUCGCUCACAAGAAAAGAUGCGGACAUUAGGGCACGAACCUUGCUGAAGGAACUAGCUGUGAGAUCUGCAUCACCUAAUCCGAAGUCUUCAGUGUUAUAUUUGGGGUCAAAGCCGCGGUCAAGACGGACCAGUGUCCAACGGGAUCGGGAGAGGUCUCUAAGAAACAUGUCAAGAGCUCUAGGGAAGAUGUUACGAUCGAGGAGAAGACAAAGUCAGGGAAGUAUGUCCGACUCAAUAGCAGAAAAUACACCACCUGAGCCCGCAGAAAAGCCCUUUAUGAAGUUCAGAAGGAUUGCUCGAACUGUCCGACUUUUGGCACGAAUACUGCUAACACUGAAAAGUUAUGUACGUGAGCCUGAUAGAAGUGAGUGGUCCUUUAUGGAGAUGUAUCUACAUGUUCGAGAUGAUCUUCAUAAAAAGGUCGCAUUCAACCCGCACAGUUAUGUCAAAGUAGAACCGAAAAGAGACAGAUUGAAAAGGUUACUUUCCAUUCCCAAAGGGACACGGACGCUUGAUGAUGUUAAAAUGAUCCUCAGCCUGAUGCGUGAUAACACAUCUUUCAAAGACUAUCCUGCUCACACCCAGAUACACCUAGCAAUGUGCAUGGAAUAUCAAACAUACGAGGCACGCCGGGUAAUAUUGAGACAGGGUCACAUUCCAUCCGCAUUUUAUAUAAUGUUGUCAGGAGCGGCCAUUGUCAAUACACAGGAUCUUAAUCCUUGCACUGGAAAAAAAUUCUUCCGGACUGUUCAUGAAAUUGUAUCAGGGGACAUAUUUGGGGAAAUAGCAUUACUCGAAAGCGGCAGACGUACAGCCACUGUUAUAUGCAAGACUCCAUGUGAACUACUGGUUGUUCAGAAGGAGGAUUUUGAUACAAUAAUCAAAGUUCCACUUAUGCGAGAAAAAGUAGAGCAUAUCAACUUUUGCAGAGAUUUGCCCCUUUUCAAGGAUUUCCCUUGUGAGGUAUUCUCCGACCAUACGACUGGAUUCUUCUAUCAGUAUUUCAGAAAAGGUGAUGUUAUAGUCAAAGACAGUAGAGAGAGCAAGUUUAUCAUCGUCGUGGCAGAGGGGGCGUGUAUGAUGCUAAGUGACGUCAUAGAAACAGAAGCAGAUCGCACGCACGGUCCGAUGUUCGAAAAACAUAUGGAGAAUGCAUUCCCUUUGUACACAGAAAUGAAAAAAAUCCGGGUCAAAGCCAGACGCCAAAAAACUGACGAAUCUAGCGAUACGUCACUUGGUGUACGGCUUCUCACAGGGACGCUUGAUUCUUAUAAACAGGCGGCGAAGACAAACCUAAGCCGGAUGGGAAGAAGGAAAUCCCGACAUCACUUACUCACGAGAAGUAACACUCUGGGGUCAUUUGAACGAUCAGAAAAAGAGCGAAAGACAAGCGUGGUUAACGAGGAUACGACGCCAUUGUGGCCAGAUAGAGUGAGAGGUCAUACCCAUCCCAAUGGCUUCCGACACUCUGCGGACGUUCACAGACAAACAUUACAGACAAAUAAUCAGCGAACCCAUGCACGGUCAGCAACCGCCAACAGCAAGUUCAGCGAGAUACAGAUGAUAGCCGACAGCAACAUGCCACCACCAUCACAACAUCACCAUCACACAGAACCGCGUGUACUACACGCUCAAAUUUCUGAACUGAAAUCAGGCUCCAUAUUUGGGUUGGAGGCUCUCAUUUCCCGCCCUUCUACGACCUUAAGCCUUGUCAGUGACGGAGCUGAGUGUAUUUUCAUUUCUAAAAGGCUGUUUUUGAAAGAGGCUAAUAUUAAAGUGCUUCGUAUUGUUACCGACCUGGUACACAACCAUCCAUGUCACGACUACAUCAAGGAGCAGGUUUAUACAUACCGGAAAUGGAGAAAAUACAAGAUGGAUACAGUGCUAGAUGUAGUUGACAGACAUCGCAGUAUGGAGCUCGCAAUCGUAGGAGGAACACCUGACAAAAAGUUCCCCGUACCCGGUGAAGCUUAUAACUAAUAUUUUGUAUACAAUUCAGCUGUAUUUAAUCUUUUAGAUAUUAUAUACUGUAAACGGACAUAUCUAGCUGUAAUCUUUACAGUUUCUGACAUAUUGUUUUCUGUGGCAAGUCCUGUAGGUGCGUCAAUUUAUCAUCUCGCUAAAAUGUGAGUGUGUAAAAAUAUAAACGACUAGAAGAUGGACGCCAUGUCACAUAUCAAACAACUUACAAGAUAUCCCUAGCUGGGUUGUGCUCUACGACGUUAUAUGCAAUACAUUUUACUAAAAUGAAAGUAUUUUCUAAAAAGAAGAGAGUAUUGAUAAUACGGCAAUUGAAAAUGACGACCAACAAUGAUAUACAUGUAAAUUACUUGUGAAUUCCAGGAACAUACCUUAGAUGUAAUCAUUCAGAACGGUCAUUUGUUAUUGGUCGGUGUUAUUGACAGCACAUGAAAAUAUCAAUUAUGUGACCCGUCAAACCUCUGACAAUAUAUCGAUUUAAUAGAUUAAAUUUUUGUCAAUCGAGAAACGAGUAAAGAUAUAAUCAAGGGCAUCAUUGAGAUAUAAAAACGAUGUACUUUAUUUUCAAGAACUGGCUUUUAUGUUAUAUAUUUAAACUUUGUUUCAAAUGAUGAUAAACUAAAUAAACACUUUAAUGAAAUGAAAA